GCCCCGUCCCUAGCUUAUUUGUUGUUUACGAUGCCGGUUUACAGGCGCCAAGCCAUAAGCCACUUGACUCUCUCGGAAAGACAACAGCUCCAACAGCAGCCUUGUCUUCACCCGGCCAUCUCUUUUUGGCCUUUGAAGUUUCUGCAUCGUGCCACGAACGUGUUCUUGAUACCCGCUUUUUCUCUUCAUACUCGGUCGACUUCAAAGAAAACCCCACCGACCUCGGUCUAACGCAAACACGUCGCGUGGCCACCGGCAUCCAGGACGAUGGAUAAACCCGUCAACGACACUUCUGUGUCCGCCGGCGCGCCGGAGAAACGCGAUCACGUCGACGAGAUACCCCCGAAAGAGCUCGGAAACACACAGGAGGUGGUGGAGGAUGUGGAAAAACGGGAGUACCUUUCCGGUGUCCAGCUCUGGCUGGUGCUUGCCUCGGUCACUCUUGUUGCCUUUGUCAUGCUCCUCGACAUGUCCAUCAUCGUGACGGCAAUUCCUCAAAUCACAAACGACUUCCACUCCCUUGGCGACGUCGGGUGGUACGGCAGCGCCUUUCUCCUGGCCAACUGCGCCCUGCAGCCUCUAGCUGGCCGGCUAUACACAUUGACGAGCUACAAGUACACUUUCCUUGCCUUCCUCUUCGUCUUCGAGGUCGGAUCUGCCGUUUGCGGAUCUGCCCAGUCGUCCAAGGCAUUGAUAGUCGGCCGAGCCGUGGCCGGCAUUGGUGGCUCUGGUAUCAUGAACGGUGCCCUCACCAUCGUCUCUGCCAGUUCCCCCAUAGACAAGCAACCGCUCAUGGUAGGGACCAUGAUGGGAUUGAGCCAAAUGGGCAUCGUGUGUGGACCGCUCGUUGGAGGCGCUUUCACACAGGGAGCUAGUUGGCGAUGGUGCUUUUACGUCAACCUACCCAUUGGUGCUCUGGCGGCUGUUCUGCUCCUCACCAUUCGUAUCCCUGAUCAUCGCUCCCCUGAGAUUGCGUCUGGUCAAACGCGUCUGAGAACCAUACUUUCCAAACUCGACCUGACUGGCUUCCUCUUUUUUGCUGGUUUCGCCGUCAUGAUAGAGCUGGCGCUCUCGUGGGGAGGGUCCGACUACCCCUGGAACAGUCCUACCGUGAUCGGCCUGUUUUGCGGGGCCGGCGUCUCCUUGGCCAUCUUUGUGGCAUGGGAGCACCGCGUCGGUGACGAUGCCAUGAUCCCAGGCUCUGUUGCCUGCCGGCGUGAAGUCUGGAGUGCUUCUCUUUACCUAGGCUUCUUUUCUGGCGCGUUACUAUGCUUCUCAUACUACAUGCCCAUCUACUUCCAAGCGGUCAAAGGAGCAUCCGCCCUUAUGAGCGGUGUUUAUCUCCUCUCUGGGAUCUUGCCUCAGCUGGUCAUGGCCAUCUUGUCCGGCGCACUCAUUGGAAAAAUGGGAUACUAUUUACCCUGGGCAUUGGCUAGUUCCGCCAUCAUGCUUGUUGGCGCUGGUUUGACGACAACCCUAACGGUCAAGGCAACGGUUGCCCAGUGGGUUAUGUAUCAGUUCGUCGCCGGAUUUGGUCGAGGCUGUGGCAUGCAAACGCCCGUCAUUGCGAUCCAGAACACACUCCCAGCCAAGCAAAUCCCGCUCGGCAUGUCACUAGUCAUCUUCACACAGACCUUCGGAGGGUCUCUCGCGCUGACGAUUGCGCAACUCGUCUUCAACAGCUGCUUGGAAGCGGCCAUUCCUAAGUUCGCCCCCACGGCAAACGUGGGCGCCAUAACCUAUGCUGGCGCGACCGGUUUCUCCUCGGUGGUCACCCCAGACGAGCUUCCCGGCGUUUUGCGCUCCUACGCCUAUGCCAUCGACAAGACUUUUUACGUUGCGCUGGGUGCUUCAGCAGGGACAUUUUUGUUUGCCUGGGGCAUGGGAUGGCGAAAGAUCCAACAAAAGAAGGGCAAUGAUACUUCGGGCGUUCAAAGUCAACCAGUGGCGGGUAAUGGAAGCAGAACAGAAAGCAACGAGGUUUAGAUGUUUUGUGAGAGGACUUGAUUACCCAAGUCAAGUGGGCGCUCGCUGAAGUGGCAUCUGUAGAGAUGAAUGGUGUGGUGGGUGGAAGAGUCAGCCUUCGACUAUGGCAGGAACGUUUUCUAUGGACAUUAUUACCGUUUUUAAUACCAAGGGACACUGAUUGGAGGUCUUGCAGCCUGACACGAAUCCAAGGUGGGUUCGUUUGUAUCUUUUU
Colletotrichum destructivum is the source of this 2200-nucleotide messenger RNA. Its product is annotated as Putative major facilitator superfamily, MFS transporter superfamily. Gene Ontology annotation, cellular component: plasma membrane. The coding region runs from base 268 to 1986 and encodes 572 amino acids. Gene Ontology annotation, biological process: transmembrane transport. The transcript has 9 exons. The record is from RefSeq and is a predicted model, not a curated record. Gene Ontology annotation, molecular function: transmembrane transporter activity. NCBI's taxonomy places the organism in Eukaryota, Fungi, Ascomycota, Sordariomycetes, Glomerellales, Glomerellaceae.